Molecule: messenger RNA, 1617 nt
Organism: Colletotrichum higginsianum IMI 349063
Lineage: Eukaryota; Fungi; Ascomycota; Sordariomycetes; Glomerellales; Glomerellaceae
Product: Glycoside hydrolase family 79 protein
Exons: 1
Coding region: 1-1617 (538 amino acids)
Source: RefSeq, a predicted model, not a curated record
AUGGUACUUCUCUGGACCGCGGCAGCUCUCCUGGCCGCUGGAGUUGGUCGGGCAUACCCCUCCAGAAGCUGCUCAAACUCAUCCAGCUUGAGUGUUCCGCGGAGCGCUCUCGGUGCUUCCAUACCACACACCAACUCGUUCGCUUCGUUCUCCUUCGAGCCAGCCUUCUGGGUCGAGUUCUUCGGCAACGCCAGCGCGCCCAACAACCUCACCUUCAGCCUGCUCGACCGCAUCCAUGAGCACGGGGGACACCCGGUCAUCCGGCCCGGCGGCAUCACAAUGGACAGCAUGGUCUUCGACCCCAACGGCGGUGACCCCGUCCGCACCACCAGCCCCGAAGGCGGCGUGUGGCGCACAACCGUCGGCCCGGACUACUACCGCAGCUGGGAUAACUUCCCCAAAGACACAAAGUUCAUCUCGACGCUGAACUUUGGCAACGAGAGCCUGGACAUCGCCAGGGACCUGGCCGUUGCCUCGGUGACCUACCAGGGCGACAAGGUCGCGUACUACGAGCUCGGUAACGAGCCCACCAACUACGAGCAGAGCCGCUGGGAGUUCUCGACGGAAGCGUACGUCCGCCAGUGGAAGGACUACACCCGCGAGAUCGACGCCGCCGUCAACGCCACCGGCCUCUCCGACAUCCCUAGCGAGCGUUGGUGGGCGUCGUCGGCGACGACGGACGACUCCGGCCUCGAGGUCCGUCCCGUCGCCCUCAUCCCAGCCGGCAUCGACUCGGAGCGCCAAGUCGGCGUCUACUCCAUCCACUCCUACGGUUUCUCGACGUGCGACCCGGCCCGAGCCGCCCUCGCCACCAUCCCCAACAUCCUCAACCACACGGAGCUCGCCCGCUACUGCGACGACGAGAUCUACCCGUCCGCCCGCGCCGCCCUCGACGCCGGCGCGCGCUGGAACAUCGGCGAGUACAACUCCGUCAGCUGCUCCGGCGCGCCCAACGUCACCGACACCUUCGCCCAGGCCCUCUGGGUCGUCGACACGCAGCUCCUCUACGCCACCCGCAACGCCUCGGCCGUCCACCUGCACCAGGGCGCCACCCUGGCCCUCCAGUCGCGCGACCAGCUCAACACCCCCGGCGAGAACGGCACCCCGGGCUACAGCACCUACUCGAUGCUCUACCCGCGCGACAGCGCCAAGCGCGGCCCCGCCCGGGCCCUCCCCUCGUUCCUGGCGCAGCUGUUCGUGGCCGAGGCGUUCGCCGUCCCGGGCACCCGCGUCCGGGCCCUGGCACCGCCGUCCGGGGUGAGCGCGGAGUCCUUUGCCGCGUAUGCCUUCUACGUGGACGACCGCGUGUCGAAGCUCGCGCUCGUGAACAUGAAGCCGUAUUAUGCCAACUCGACCUCGGACUAUACUGUCCAUCUCGACUUGUCGAGCCUGAUGCACGCCGGGAGCGGGGGUAGCGUGCGCAUCAAGCGGAUGACGGCGCCGUAUGUGAACACGGGCGAUAGCAAGCUGUCUUCGUGGGCGGGACAGUCAUUCCCGCAGGGCGAGCCGGUGGGGGAUGUCGAUAUCGGGACGGUCGGUGAAGAUGGAGCCGUGGCGGUGAGGGGCAGCGAAGCCGUCCUGGUCUUCUUCGACGAGGAGGAGGUGUAUGGGUUGUGA